This is a messenger RNA of Durio zibethinus, 1682 nucleotides long. Its product is annotated as protein WVD2-like 3. Gene Ontology annotation, molecular function: microtubule binding. Gene Ontology annotation, biological process: microtubule cytoskeleton organization. Lineage: Eukaryota; Viridiplantae; Streptophyta; Magnoliopsida; Malvales; Malvaceae. The record is from RefSeq and is a predicted model, not a curated record.
UUCUAAGCAGAGCACAGGACUACCGGAUAACACAGAAAGACAGAAGACAAAGCUCGAUAAGGCAAAACAAAGAGACUUCAUUUGUUCAUUAGAUCGGACCAAAAAAUAAAUCGAAGAUAUCUUUCCAGGCAGGCGUAGCCAUUAUUUUUUAUUUUCUUUUUUCAAAAAAAGUUCAAUGGGAGUAGAAGUUACAGACAUCUGCACAGACAAGGAAUUAGAUUGUGUAAUAGUUUACUUAAAUGGUGUUUCACAAGAUUCAAAUAAUGAACCAUUUCACAGUCAUCACAAUGCCAUGCAGUCAUAUGUGAAUGGGGAUCCUGAGCUCCAAGGUACAGAAGAAGGCACUGACGCAAAAGAAUACAACGUUAAGGAAUGUGCUAUCGAAAACUCAGUUGAGAAAUCUGAACUAAGUCAUGUUGGGAACAGUAAUGAAGAGCAGAGCAUGUUAAGCUCCAAUCUUCAGGCUGGCCUGCCUAAGGAUAAGGUCAAACAAGAAACAGCCAAAACAAAGAAUAAUAAAUCAAGAGGAUCCCAGCAUGUAUCAAAACUUUCUGCAACAAAUGUUCGAAUGAAGCGCACUGUUCCACAGCCAUUUGCCCUUGCAACUGAAAAGCGUGCUUCAUGUGUAACUCGUCCUGCAGUGGCUGAACCUGAUGCUGGAACUGGCAUGAACAAAUCCUCUAACACAAAUGGUGCACAUCAUCCAAACACGACAAAACAGAAUAAGCAGCCGCAAUUGAUCUUGAGGAAGCCACUGCAACCUAAUAACAAGAAGCAUCCUGAUGAUGAUGAAUCUUGUUCUGUUACUUCUACCUCUGUGGUCUCUUCGCAGACUGCCAAGCACAAGAAAACUGUUGGGUUCGCUCCCACAUUUAGAUGUUCUGAACGUGCAGAGAAGAGGAAGGAGUUCUAUUCAAAACUAGAGGAGAAAAACCAAGCUCUGGAGGCUGAGAAAACCCAAAUUGAAGACAGAACUAAGGAAGAAAGGGAGGCAGCCAUCAAGCAAUUCAGAAAGAGUUUGACAUUCAAGGCAAGCCCAAUGCCAAGCUUCUACCAUGAAGGACCACCACCAAAAGUUGAGCUGAAAAAGAUGCCACCAACUCGUGCAAAGUCUCCAAAGCUAGGUCGGAGGAAGAGCCUUAGUAAUGAAGUCAGUUCAAGUCAAAGAGAGAUAGUUAAAGGCGCUUCUCAACACGGAAAUCAUCACUCUUUGGGUAGUCAAAGAGAAGACACUAUUGCCAUCACAUUUGGUUCUGCAAACAAAAAGAAUCAGAACAAUAUCCUGAACGGCCAAGCUCCUUUGAAAUUCAAAGAUAAAUCCAUGAAAGUGCAAGAGAUGAGUGAAUGAGCUCCACAAAAGGCAAAUGGCCACACUGACUCAGACAUUGAUUUCCUGUCUUGAGUUUCUGGUGCGUUCUCUAAUUUAAAAGGAGGAAAGGAUUUAUUCUCAUGUUUUCUUGUGACUGCUCUAAAGAAUGUGUAUUUUGUUUCCUUUAAGUUGCAAAGACUUGUUCCUUUUUUGGCACUCUUAUUAAGUGUAAAUUUCUGUAAGUUAUAAUCUUUUCAUACAUAUAAAAAGUCCCUGAUUUGUUGUAAUAUUUAACAAAGUCAAGAGACUCCGCUUCACUUAUUUGAACAAUUCAAUAAAUUUGACCAUGGAUUUCCAACUCUUUGUUUUAAGC